Molecule: messenger RNA, 641 nt
Organism: Hermetia illucens (black soldier fly)
Lineage: Eukaryota; Metazoa; Arthropoda; Insecta; Diptera; Stratiomyidae
Exons: 3
Coding region: 211-522 (103 amino acids)
Source: RefSeq, a predicted model, not a curated record
ACCACUAAGCAAACAGUUGGAGUCAUCUCCUUGCUCAGUAGCUGCCACCACUUGUGGAAUCCGGUAAUACUUCUCGAAAUUUGUGCUCCACUUUGGUUUUUUUGUGAGUGACGAAAAAGUGGCCCAGCUGACUUGUAGGGGACAUUCAACAUCUUACGGAAGAUUAAGGUCGGAGUGACUCUGCAAAGGUCAAGGUUAGCAACAGAAUCGAUGGAACGCGAUGUUGAUCUGUCAAGGACUCUCCUGUAUGCCGCCGCCAGCAUUUCAAUCCAGGCGUCUCUCCUCGCCGUCGUCUACUUCAAAUUCAUGUACGACUCGGAAUUCAUUCCAAUGCCUAACAUCCGAAUGAAGCAUAUUUACAACACCCUUAUAAUGAUAGCCAUUAUCUUCAUCAUUUUAUACGACAGACCUGCGAACACCAUCAACCGAAUUUCCAAAAUGAUUCGACAACUUGUCGAUUCGGCUAGGACAUCGGCAGUCGACCAACCAAUGAAAAACACGACUGAGGCACCAAUAACAUAAAGGGAGUGCUACCCUGCGUCUUUACGUCGCUGGUCUACGAUACAAAUAUAUGUGAAAUCCCAUUGCUGUUGUGAGAAAGUAUUUUGGUCUAUUCAAGAAUAAAAUCAAUAUGAAUUAAG